CAUUGACAAGUUUCAACUUUCAAUGCAUUUCAAAAUUAAAAAUUGAUAUUUUUAAUCGUAUUUUAUCCUUAUAGUUUAAAACCAUAAAAAUAAAUAAUUCUCGUUUUUAAUUACAAAGUAGUAAGUACUUAAAUCGUAUUCUGUAAACGACCUUGCAUACCACCGAUAUUGUAAUUCAUAAACAAGCGUUUUAGGAUAAAGUAUCUUGAACACUAUUGAUUUAUAUCAGCAGAAAAAUCAGUAUAAACAAAGGAAAACUAGUUUAUCAUAUUAAAUUACUAGCAUUGAGUAAACAAGCGACAAACAUGCUGCCUCGUUCCUAUUACGCUGACCAAGAAACACACCGAAAACGACAAAUUGAUACGUUGAAGAUCUUCAAUGAUAAUGUGACAGAAUUGAAUGAAAAUUCGGAAUACAGAGUGGAAUUCGGCGCUGAUGGUCGGAAUUUCAGCUUAAACGUGGUAUUAAACCCGGAAUUUCCAAAUGAGAAGCCGAGUAUUUUUAUAAAUCCUGUGAUCCCUCAUCCCUGGCUGGCUGAGAAUUCAAAUCAAGUUGUGGGUGCUCCGGGUUUAGUGAACUACACGCCGCAUUCUGAUUUAGGACGUGUGGUUCAAGCUAUAAUACGUGAGUUCCAGAAGUGUGUGCCCAAUCUGCUGGCUAAUGAGGACAAAUCAACGGACACGAGCCCUCAGUCGCAGUACAGCACCCAGUCCUUGAUGUUCCCAGCACUGAGUGAGCUGACUGUUGAGGAGCUGCAAGAGAUUAUAGAGAACCCAGACUUGCAGGACAAACUGUUAGAAACAACCCCACAGCUGGUGGAGCUGGAUCUAGAGACUGAGGAAUUGAUGACCAGCAUAGAGGAGAUAGCUCAGGAUAACCUCAGCAAACAGCAAAUGCUUGACAGUCUCAAGUCUGAGGUGUUAGACAGAAUCUCAACCAUUGUCCAAAUGAAGAUGAACUAUGAGGAAUUGAACAGGAAGCAUCAGAAGUUAUCGGAGAUGUACGACCCAUACAGAAUCAGAUUCUGUCUGAAGCAGGCAGCCUUGAAAGCUGACGAGGAUGCAGAAAGUAUUGCAGAGCAAUUUUUAUUAGGAAACAUUCCUGUGGAGACUUUCGUAGCAAAAUUUGCGGAAAAGCGCGCAUUAGGUCAAGCGAGGCGCGCACGAGAAGAGCGGCUAGCGCACCAACUAGCGCAGCUUGACAAGGCUACAACAUAGAAUAUUACAAACUCAUGUUAUAUAUAAGUAAUUAUUUAUAAUCUAGUUAUUAAUAGGACAUGUUUUUUUAAUAAAACAUAUACAGGUGUCCCGUAAUUACACAAAUACAUCACCUUAUUAUCUAAAACUAAUUUGAAUAGUUUUCCAAAAAUCCCUAGGGUGACCCUUAGUUACAUUUUUUUUCGGGUUUUAUAAUUUUUUCAUUCUUGAAUCAGUUUUUUCAAUGCUGUAACUGUUGUAAUUAAGAUUUUAAAGAUCUGAUUUUUGUUAAACCACCUGAGUCGGUUCAAUGCCUUUCGGGUCCACACCUGCGAGUCGAGAAGCUGAAAUGGCAAUGGGCCGGACAAAUCGAAGAAGCGUUAUUGUUGGGGUCCCAAGGUGCUGGAAUGGCGACCCCGCACCGAAAAGCGCAUCAAUGAUGUUCGACCCCCAACAGUUGGACAGUUGCAGGGAGCCGCUGGAUGCUGGCUGCUCGAGACCGUUUUGUUUGGUAGUCCAUGAAAGAGGCCAAUGUCCAGCAGUGGGUGUCCAUCUGCUGAUAGUAAUGAUAAUGUUCUUAUAAUAAUUAGGAGUGUCUGGCUGUCAGCUUUCGGCCCAUAUAUGUAUUUGUUAAUGUUAAUUUUUUGUUGUUUUUACCUGUCAAAAGUGUCCUAUUAAUAUAGGCUAUCAAAAAUGUUGCUGUUACUGUUUUUAUUGUUACUAUUCGUAUCAUAGUAUCUUAAUAGUUAGCUGAUCUUUAACUUGGGGUCCAUUUGGAGUUUGUAUUUCCCUAGACCAGUUGAAGAUUGGCCUGAAAUAAUUCAGAUAUUAGUCAUUAAAGUAAAGGCAUUCCAUAAAUACGUGUAUUGUUCAAUGAAUUAAGUAUGUAUGCACCAAACUUUCAGUUCUCUCUGACAUUGCAAACACGCCGAUUUGUGCAGCUAUUAUAUACAGGAUGUUUGAGAGUAUUUCCCAACUAACUACUAGACUGAUUUGAAAUUUUUUUUCACCAAUAAAAAGCUACAUUAUUAGGGAGUAACACAAGCUAUAUUUCCUCCUCAUAUCCCCAUAGGAAUGGGAACUACGCGGGUAAAACCGCUUGGGUCUAGUAUAUAACUUCGCUGGCAUAUGUUUUUGUCCACUGCGCAACAAUACACCUCGUGUUCAGAGCGGACUUGAAGUUUGGCGUAACUAUAAUAAUAUAUGUAAGGUAGUGUCAAGGUGGAAUUAUAUUUGUCUGACGUGUCGUGUCAUGACAUCUGAAUCGGUAUCAUACUUACUUACUUCCUUACUUCCUUCGGCGCUACAACCCUUUGUGGGUCUUGGCCUCCUCUACCACUUUUUUCCAUCCAUUUCUAUGCCUUGCCUUUUUUUCCCACCCAGAUAAUUUUUUCAUUUUUUGCAGGUCCUCUUUCACACAAUCUAGCCAUCUUUUUUAUGGUCUUUCUUUUAAUCUUUUUACCAGUGGCUGAAUCGGUAUCAUACUGUAGGAAAUAGUUGUCUGAGACGGAUAUGACGUCAGGUGGUACGACUUGGUUCCGUAAAGAGUGGGGAGUUAGAGAGGGGUAGCGGUAACAAGUCAGACAAAUAUAAUUCCGCCUUCAGAAUUGAUACAAAAGAUAGUAAUAUGUAUGGUAGGUACUGAUUCAAUGAGAACAUAUUUUAUACUAUGCUCAUAAGUAUUGUAGAUAUGUUGUACUUGUACUGUGAUGUAAUUACAAAGUUGGAAAUGAUUAGAUUUGAAUACAUUUGAAAUUAAUAA
Molecule: messenger RNA, 2958 nt
Organism: Bicyclus anynana (squinting bush brown)
Lineage: Eukaryota; Metazoa; Arthropoda; Insecta; Lepidoptera; Nymphalidae
Product: vacuolar protein sorting-associated protein 37A
Exons: 4
Coding region: 306-1217 (303 amino acids)
Biological process (GO): protein targeting to vacuole; ubiquitin-dependent protein catabolic process via the multivesicular body sorting pathway; protein targeting to membrane
Cellular component (GO): ESCRT I complex
Source: RefSeq, a predicted model, not a curated record